AGAGAAACAGGAUUUGAGACAGCCCAGGGUUUCCUCUGCAAGUAGGUUUAAAACUUUUUUUUUUCCCUCACAACUUCCUUCCUGUUCUAACUGCCAGUACUCAGAAGUCAGACUUGAGAGACAGAGGCACCCCGGACAGAGCCGUGAACCACUGAAUACCAAAAUGACUGAAAAGGCCCCAGAACCACACCUGGAGGAGGAUGACGAUGACGUGGACGGCAAACUCAAUUACAAGCCUCCACCUCAGAAGUCCCUGAAGGAGCUGCAGGAGAUGGACAAAGAUGACGAAAGUCUGAUUAAGUACAAGAAGACGCUCCUGGGGGACGGUCCUGUGGUAGCAGACCCAACAGCGCCCAAUGUCACUGUCACCCGCCUUACCCUGGUUUGUGAAAGUGCCCCAGGACCCAUCACCAUGGACCUCACAGGGGAUCUGGAAGCCCUGAAAAAAGAAACUUUUGUGCUAAAGGAAGGUGUUGAAUAUAGAGUCAAAAUUCACUUCAAAGUGAACAAGGAUAUUGUGUCAGGCCUGAAAUAUGUUCAGCACACCUACCGGACUGGGGUGAAAGUGGAUAAAGCAACGUUCAUGGUUGGCAGCUAUGGACCUCGGCCCGAAGAGUAUGAGUUUCUGACUCCUACUGAGGAGGCGCCCAAGGGCAUGCUGGCCCGAGGCACUUACCACAACAAGUCCUUCUUCACGGACGAUGACAAGCAUGACCACCUCACCUGGGAGUGGAACCUGUCCAUUAAGAAGGAGUGGACAGAAUGAGUGCCUCUGCCCGUCCCUUCCCUGCCCUUGCCACCUGCCAGAACCCUCUCGGGGUCCCCUCUCACCCUCUCACCGCCGUCCCUCCUCCCUGAUCACAGCUGGGUCCCUUCUCCAGCACGCCCCUCUCCUUCUCUUAUUGCUCCAUCCUCUCCCUCAGUGUCUCCCACAGUGUCUCCCACAGUGGUCCUCGGCACAAGAUGCUUAAAAUCCAGGCUUUAAUCCUGCCCCACCCUUCUGAUCCCCUCCCACGACCAGACCAAGUUCUCCCUCCCAAUAAACCAUCAUUUAAUAUUUCCCUACUUUAUUCCCAUUCGAGCAACUAGAGACCAGGAAAUGGGCAAACUAGCACUAACAGUCCUUCUGCCUUGGGUUCCGGUAGCUCACUGCCAUCCCUGGGCUCCUCCCUCAUUGCUGCUGGCUCAGUGAAGGUCCCAGGUCAAACUCCUUGCCGACGGAGGGUGGUUCUUUUCCAGGAGACACUGUAAGCAGCAUAAGAGACUAAGAAUAAAACAGUUGUAUGAUC
Vicugna pacos (alpaca) is the source of this 1289-nucleotide messenger RNA. RefSeq names its product Rho GDP dissociation inhibitor beta (gene ARHGDIB). The record is from RefSeq and is a predicted model, not a curated record. Gene Ontology annotation, molecular function: Rho GDP-dissociation inhibitor activity; protein binding. Lineage: Eukaryota; Metazoa; Chordata; Mammalia; Artiodactyla; Camelidae. Gene Ontology annotation, cellular component: cytosol; membrane; cytoplasm. Gene Ontology annotation, biological process: Rho protein signal transduction.